GUGACAAUAAAAUAAAGCAACUUAUUUAAUUGUCGAGACGUCAAGAGAGAUUUAGUUUAUAUAAAAAUUUCAUUGUUGUGGUAUCGUAGAAUGUUGAGUCUAACUUAUCAAACAUUUUUGCUCACAUCUUCUUUUUCCCCUCUCCCCACCCCGAUUGCUUCGCCUCAAUGCACAUUCUAGUCACCAGGCUACCAUCGAAAACGGUAAAAAUGUCGACUUUGCCGGAGUGCAUGAAAGUGUUGAUCAAAGAAGAGGAGAAAUCGUCUUAUAUUUACAAAGACAUCCCUGUGCCACAACCUAACACAGGAGACUUGCUUUUGAAAGUCCUUAAAGUUUCUAUAUGUGGCUCAGAUACCGUUCUCUAUCAAUGGAAUGAAGCUGCAAGGACAAUAGCAACCUUACCUUUCAUUCCUGGUCAUGAGUGUGUGGGAGAGGUUGUGCAGGUCGGCCCAGGUUGUGGAGAUGAAUUUUCAGUUGGUCAACGAGUCUGUUGUGAGAAUCACUUCUACUGUGGAAAAUGCUAUCAGUGUUUGCAUGGUAAGAGAUGCACAAUUCAACUGGUUUUGACUCUGAGUCAGUCAGUGUGCAGCUCUGAAGAUAACAUAAGGUUUGUUGAAAACAUUGCACAUUGUACGUUUCUUUGCAGAAAAGGGGGAAAGGUCGUCCUGGUAGGACUUCUUAAGCAACCCCUUCAUGUAGAGAACUUUCUUCAAGAUAUUUUGUUCAGGUCUUUAACAAUAAAGACCAUUCAUGGCAGAAAGAUUUACAGCACUUGGGAAAAGUCAGAGGAGUUAUUAUUUAACAACAAAGUUGAUGUUACUCCUGUGAUCACUCAUGAAAUUCCAAUGAGCCAAUUUGAACAGGCCUUCAAGUUACUCAAGUCAGGGAAAGGCUGUAAGAUUAUGGUUGAUCCACACACGUAACAAUGACAAAGGCAUAUUACACUAUUUGAGUAAUAUCUGCAACUUAGGAUUUUUGAAUUUAAUAUUAGGCGGAACAAUGUAAUUAAACAAGGUAACAAAUUUAAUAAAAUAAAAUUAGAACUGAAUUCGCCACUAGAGAAGAAAUCUAGGGAGAGCAUCAUCUC
This is a messenger RNA of Orbicella faveolata, 1087 nucleotides long. RefSeq lists its product as uncharacterized. The record is from RefSeq and is a predicted model, not a curated record. Lineage: Eukaryota; Metazoa; Cnidaria; Anthozoa; Scleractinia; Merulinidae. Gene Ontology annotation, molecular function: oxidoreductase activity; zinc ion binding.